UUCGGUAAUUUAGAAAUUAUUCAUACACCAAUACGCCACGUGCCACCAUGCAGGUUACUUGUCCAUGGCCCACGCCAUCUUCGUAUCUCUCACCCACCCAGACGCUGUAAUCGUAUUUACAUUUUUUUUUUCCCUAAAAUCUCAAUUUACCCAAACCCUAAUCUCUCUCCCCUUUAUCAUCAAAAACAAAUUCUCUCUUUCUCUCAUCCAGCCCUAAUUGAAAUUUCUCUCUCUUCCGGACUAAAUGUCUUGCGAGACAGUAUAAUUGGAGGAGAAGCGAUUCGCGAACGUUAUUGAUAGGCUUUCAUACCCUUAUAAUUUAGGGUCCAGAUACAAAUGAGCUUCAGAGAAGGAAGAGGCAGACCUCGUAGGGGUUACCCUUUAAGAUCAGAAGAGAAAUCCCAACAUGGUCGAGGAAACAUUCCACCAUCGAGGCAUCUUUGGGUUGGAAAUCUCUCUCACAGCUUAACUGAGAAUGCUUUGGCUCAUCACUUCUUACAGUUUGGAGAACUCGAGAAGAUAGCAUUUCAACCGGGUCGGAGCUAUGCUUUCAUUAACUAUAGAAACGAAGAAGAGGCUUUUAUUGCAGUAAGAGAGCUUCAAGGUUUUGUUAUUGAAGGCAAUCCAGUUAGGAUUGAGUUUGCCAAGGCGGAAAAAUCAUCAAAUACACCACGCGACGCGGAAUAUUCCGAAAGGCGUGAAGAUCCAAAUCCCAGAGCAAGAGGUUCUCCGUAUUCCCAGAGGGACUCAAGAGCACGUUAUUCCAGCCCCGAUAUUUCACAUUCGAAUAUUAAUAGUAAUAAAUCUAGAAUGAACGAUAAAGAUUCAGAACCGAGCGAGGUUCUAUGGAUCGGAUUUCCCGCCCAAUUAAAAGUCGACGAGUUCAUUCUGCGUAAGUCAUUUGCACCCUUUGGAGAUAUCGAGAAAAUAACCGCUUUUCCAGGGCGCACUUACGCAUUCGUCCGAUACAGAAACGUGAUUGCAGCCAUUAGGGCUAAAGAAGCUCUCCAUGGGAAACUAUUUGGAAAUCCACGCGUGCACAUUUGCUUCGCCAAAACCGAUUCUUCAAACAGAGAGAGGAAUAAUCCUCUGGACGACGAUCCACCAUCUCCCCACGGUGGACCGUCGUUCGGACGCGCAGGAUCUUUCGAACGCUUCCGAUCCGACAGAUCUCCUCCGUUCAUCCCAAAUCUUGACCGGAAUAUCUACGAUCAUCGUAGAGCUCAUAUUCGUGAAUACUCGCCCGAGAAGUUUCAUAGACAAGGUCAAAUGUACGAUGAUGACUUGUGGGAUUUGCCUGAAGACGUUUCGUUUCUACACGGAGCGAAGAAAUUGAAAACCGAAACGUACCCUCUUCCUGAAAACGAGUUGCCGGAGUAUCCGUUUUCGGAUUUGGAGAAAUCGAAACGUGUGAUUCCCCAAUCUGUGGUUCUUGAUAAGAAUUACGAUCCGAGAUAUUCGGGGUAUAAUAGUAGGCCGAUUUCCGAGCGUUUGGUGAAUGUACCGACAAACCAACAAUUUGGGGAAAGGGGUGAUUAUUGGAAUAAUGCACCACAGGAUGAUUACAAGGGAGGUUCCGGUUCGAUGAUGAUGCCUUUGUUGCGUACGAAUGAACGGAGGGGAUCGUCUUCGAAAGAAGUGUGGAAAUGGGAGGGAAUGAUUGCAAAGGGAGGUACUACUAUUUGUCGUACUCGUUGUUUUCCUGUUGGAAAACCACCUGAUAUAGCACUACCCGAAUAUCUGGACUGCACAGCAAGGACUAGUUUAGACAUGCUGGCAAAACAUUAUUACCAAGCUGCCACCGCAUGGGUCGUCUUUUUCGUACCAGCAAACGACCACGACAUAUCAUAUUACAACGAAUUCAUGAACUACCUCGGCGAAGAACAGCGCGCAGCCGUAGUAAAAGUCGACGAGAGAACAACCUUAUUUCUCGUACCGCCUUCAGAAUUCUCCGAGAAGGUUCUCAAAGUCCCCGGCCAGCUCAGCAUCUCCGGUGUUCUCCUAAGGCUAGAACCUUCUGGAAAUAUCUACGCGGGCCCCACCUCUCAGAACGAAUCAGCUUCUUCAUUCGCGCCUAAUUACUUGCCGCCACCUCCUCCACCACCACCUUUGACUACUAGUAGUAAUAAUUACGGAAAACCCGCGAACGAUUAUAUUCGGAAUAUUCCGUCGCAAGCAUCUAAUAGUGGUGCUUACUCUGCAAUGCCGCCUAGUAGACCGAUCCAAGAAGCAACCCACAUCAGCAAUUAUACUCCGGAUUUCACGAGAGGGAAUAGCGGAAUGUUUAAUGUUCCGGAAAGUUCUAAUAUCCCGUCCGAACAGCUGGCGCAGCUGGCGUCAUCUCUUCUUGGACAGCAACAAGGGCAGGGGCAAUUUGGGGAAUAUAGACCGCAGGGGAAUAUAAACCAUCAAUCUGGAUAUCCCGUUAGGGUGCCUCCGCCGCAGAAUUAUGGAUUGCCGAACGAACAGGUGUCGUCUGAUUUGUCACAGGCGCAGCAGAUUGGUCAACUGCAGCAGUUGCAGCAGCAGUCGUUGGAUUUAGCAGCUGCUUCGUCUCAGGCGAACCAGAACGAUGAUUCGGAGUCCGAUCCGCAGAAACGUUUGCAGGCGACUUUGCAGCUUGCAGCGGCUCUUCUUCAGCAAAUUCAGCAUGGCAAAGGGAACUGAAAAUCGAGAUGCGUGAAGAAGGUGAAUUGUGAAUGUAGGGUUUUUAUGAGUUGCUGUUGAAUUUUCGAUAUUAUGGUUUCCGUUUUAUUUUCUCUUGCCUUUUGUUGUUAUGGAACCGAAUUAUUUUGUAGUAUGGAUGGUGUAAAAAUGUGGAUGAAGGAAGCUGCGUUUUACUUGCACACAACGAACUUAUGUUCGGUUUAUUCGAUUGAUUGUCUUUUUA
This is a messenger RNA of Erythranthe guttata (spotted monkey flower), 2890 nucleotides long. Its product is annotated as RNA recognition motif (RRM)-containing protein. The record is from RefSeq and is a predicted model, not a curated record. NCBI's taxonomy places the organism in Eukaryota, Viridiplantae, Streptophyta, Magnoliopsida, Lamiales, Phrymaceae. Gene Ontology annotation, molecular function: RNA binding.